Messenger RNA from Acanthopagrus latus (yellowfin seabream), 2589 nucleotides. RefSeq names its product coiled-coil domain containing 93 (gene ccdc93). NCBI's taxonomy places the organism in Eukaryota, Metazoa, Chordata, Actinopteri, Spariformes, Sparidae. Bases 96 to 2003 code for a protein of 635 amino acids. The record is from RefSeq and is a predicted model, not a curated record. Gene Ontology annotation, biological process: Golgi to plasma membrane transport. The transcript has 23 exons.
GUGUUUCUGCGGUCAAAAUUAGGCGUGAAUGACACGAAAUAUCAGCGCGUCACGUGUCUCCGUCAUGUGAUCCGUCAUCAACACUUCCGGCCAACAUGGCGGCGGCUUCGUCUGUUUUCCACAGAGUGAGAACUGGCUCUAAAAUAGGAGCUCAGUAUGACCAAGACGGCAACCUCAUCCAGGUGGAGACACGAGAGGAUGAAGAGCAGAGCGUUAAGCUGGCAGAGAUCCUGGAGCUGCUGCUGGCUGCUGGAUACUUCAGAGCAAGAAUCAAGGGACUGUCGCCUUUUGAUAAGGUGGUCGGUGGUAUGACCUGGUGCAUCACCACAUGUAACUUUGACAUCGAUGUCGACCUGCUCUUCCAAGAAAACUCAACCAUUGGUCAGAAAAUAGCUCUGACUGAGAAAAUCGUGUCUGUGCUCCCGAAGAUGAAAUGUCCUCAUCGUCUGGAGCCGCAUCAGAUCCAGGGCCUGGAUUUCAUCCACAUUUUCCCUGUGAUACAGUGGCUGGUGAAGAGAGCCAUAGAGACGAGAGAGGAGAUGGGCGACUAUGUGAGAGCGUACUCCAUCUCUCAGUUCAACAAGACCCACAAACUCCCAGAGGACGAAGAGUUUCUCCAGAGGAAAGACAAAGCUGUGAGGGCGGUGCUGGAUGUGUUGGAAGUGUACAAACCUCAGAGGAAGUACAGGAGGCAGAGAGACGCAGGAGAGCUGCUGGACGAGGAGUCCAGAGUUCACUCCACUCUGCUGGAGUACGGCAGGCGAUAUGGAUUCAGCAAACAGUCCAAACAAGACAAGGUGGAUGAGAAGAAAGGCUCUCAGGCCGGCGGCUCUCAGGCGGCACCGCCUGGGAUGUCAGAGGUGUCAGAGGAAGAAAACCUGCAGGCAGCGGAGGAGAUGAGAAUCAAAACUCUGAUGACCAGCAUGGCUGCCAUGGUGAAUGAAGAGGGGAAGCUGACGGCGAGUGCGGUGGGUCAGAUAGUUGGACUUCAGUCUGAGGAGAUCAAGCAGAUCGCCUCUGAGUACGCUGAGAAGCAGUCGGAGCUGUCGUCAGAGGAGCGCUCGGAGCGUUACGGCCCGCUGCAGCAGCACCGCCGAGCGCUGGCUUCACUCAACAAACAGAUCCAACAGAAGAAGAAACAGCUGGAGGAGCUACAAGUCAAACAUGCAGAGGUGAAGAAAGGAUCUGACGAGGCCAAGAGAAACCUGAUGGAGGCGACGGAGCAGUCGGAGAAGCUGGACAGAGAGCUGAAGUCUUUAGACGAGAUGGAGGAGCAGGCGGACAGCAGUCUGCUGGAGAAGCUGAGAGCUCUGGUGACCAUGAACGAGAGCCUGAAGCAGCAGGAGCAGGAGUUCCGCACACACUGCAGAGAGGAGAUGGUGCGUCUGCAGCAGAACAUCGAGGAGCUGAAGACGGAGUCGGGACAGGAUACAGACGAGGAGAAGGAGAGGAACCAGCUGAUCGACAAACAGUACAACACAGACAGAGAGAAACUGCAGAAGAUCCGCCUGCUCAUGGCUCGGAGGAACCGUGAGAUCGCCAUCCUGCAGAGGAAGAUCGACGAGGUGCCGAGCCGGGCCGAGCUGACCCAGUACCAGAAGAGGUUCAUCGAGCUCUACAGCCAAGUUUCUGCCACGCACAAAGAGACGAAGCAGUUCUUCACUCUGUACAACACGUUAGACGACAAGAAGGUUUAUCUGGAGAAGGAGGUGAAUCUGCUGAACUCCAUUCACGACAACUUCCAACAGGCGAUGUCGUCUUCAGCAGCCAAAGAUCAGUUCCUCCGUCAGAUGGAGCAAAUCGUGGAGGGAAUCAAACAGAGUCGCAUCAAGAUGGAGAAGAAGAAGCAGGAGAACAAGAUGAGGAGAGAUCAGCUGAACGACGAGUAUCUGGAGCUGCUCGACAAACAGAGGCUUUACUUCAAAACCGUCAAAGACUUUAAAGAGGAGUGUCGGAAGAACGAGAUGCUGCUGUCCAAGCUGAGAGCUAAAGGAGCGUCUUAGCUCGGCCUGGUGGUAAACUGUCUGUUGAUGUAAAUGAAAGAUAUUUAAUCUGUACGAGCUCAAACUAUCACAUUAACUUUAUAUGUACGCAGGUUUUAUAACAUUUCAUGUGCCGGUUCAUUAAUAUUCUUCAUGGCUGAUAAAUGUUGUGACCUCUGAUCUGAAUCCUGUGAGAAGAGUUUCACAGUCUUCAUGUGCCAAAAUACAAAAAUGACUUUGAAUAUUAAAUUCCUCUAGAAAAGAAAAACUGUUUCAAAAUGUAAAAAUCAACCUAUAAAUUCUGACAAUGUGUUUAAUAAUAUUUGAGAAAUUUUGCACAAACAGGAAUCUGAACUGUAAAAACAUUUAUUCCCUUAAAGCUGCACCAGAAGAGAAUCUGACAGAGAAAAGUGCCUGAACGUGUUGCUGCUGCAGGACUUUAUGAACCUUCAUCAUCACACGCUGGUGUGAAGUGUAAAGUCUCCUUGUGAAUGAAGUUGUGUUGCUCUGUGCCUCUGCAGUCUGAACUCACCUCAUGUCUGACACUAACCUGCAGUGACGCUCAUGUAGCAGCAGUGUUCAACCAGUAAAACCAUGUUUGUCUGAA